Molecule: messenger RNA, 1322 nt
Organism: Astyanax mexicanus (Mexican tetra)
Lineage: Eukaryota; Metazoa; Chordata; Actinopteri; Characiformes; Acestrorhamphidae
Gene: reep6
Product: receptor accessory protein 6
Exons: 7
Coding region: 128-757 (209 amino acids)
Source: RefSeq, a predicted model, not a curated record
UGGGGGAUGAAUUGAGCUCUGGCAUGUCAGCGAAACUGCAGAGCGCUCACCUGCUUCACUACUGAUGUCCGCGUUCAUAUUUACUGCUUUUAAUCCUUUAAAAUAACCUUUAUUAACUCUGUUCACAAUGCUGUCUAUUUUCACUAAGAUAAAAACGCGCGUGGAGGCUUUUCUCAACGAGAAGAACAUCGUCACGGACUGUUUGAACAAAAUCGAGGAAAAGACUGGAAUUAAAAAGCGCUACCUGGCCAUAGGAGCUGUUUCUGUUACUGGACUGUAUCUGUUGUUUGGGUAUGGAGCCUCCCUGCUCUGCAACUUGAUUGGUUUUGUUUAUCCUGCAUAUUUCUCAAUAAAGGCUAUUGAGAGUCCCAAUAAGGAAGACGAUACACAGUGGCUCACGUACUGGGUGGUGUAUGGAUUCUUUGGUGUGGGUGAAUUCUUCUCUGACAUCUUUCUCUACUGGUUUCCUUUUUACUAUGUAUUCAAGUGCCUGUUCUUGUUGUGGUGCAUGGCCCCCUUCUCCUGGAAUGGCUCUCAGGUGCUGUAUAAUCACUUAGUACGGCCAUUUUUCCUCAAGCAUGAGGCGACUGUGGACAACAUGGUCAGCGACCUUAGUGGGAAGGCCAUGAACGCUGCAGAGUCUGUCACAAGAGAGGUUAUUCAGAGUCUGGCGAAAAACAGGAUUCCCUUAUCUGAGAGAAUGGAUACAUCCAAACAGCUUCCCAGUACAUCUCGUAAUGAACCCACUGUAGACUAAAAUCUUUGCAGGUAACUGCAUCCUCUCAGGUGAACUCAUGACCUCUUAGAUGCAAAUCAACCACCAGGACUUAUACACAAUGGGAUUGAAUAUGUUGUGUUAUGUAAGAUACAUUAUGUAAAAUACAAAUAGAUUGGUGACAACUCAGUGUUUCAUUUCAAUCCUGUAUUAUUUAAGGUAGUAUCCGAAUACUGUAGAAUUAGAAUAACUGUGGAUAACAAUAAUAACUGUUUCAGUUUUAGCUGUACUGUUUUCACUUCAAAAAUGUGCUUUAAUGCAAUGGAAGUCUUCAACUCUGCUGGACAGGAUAUUUUCUAUAAAAUGUCCUAUUUUAAUGUGUACACCUUUUCCUAGUAUAUCAGAUCAGCCAAACAUUCCUCUCCUUUUAGGUACAGACCACAUAAUAGAACACAAUACAACUAACAUUCUGAAGUAUAGUGUGUUACUAUUAUUUUUUUAUAUUGGUAUUAAAUGUCAUCAUUUUGUUUAAUUAUUAAUAUUUUUUGUAACUUUAACAAAAGUCCACAACUUUAACUGAUUUUCAAUAAAUUUGUUUUGUAUUUAA